CACGAACCAUGGCAGCAGAACUCAGACGUCCUUGCAUCUGCAACUAGUGUAGAAGCAGGUGAAUCGCGGUGUGCAAACUGCUGUGUUCAUGGGCCGAAUGGUAAGAAAGCAUCUGAUUAGUUUUAAAGUUUUAUCCUUUCUGGGGACGUUUUUCCUGGGGUGGCCAUUCCCUGGUCAAUGCUGGUGGCUGGUACUGUCGCCCAACCACCAAUUCACAACCAUCACCACCCAGCCUCCUGUAACGAGGUUGCUACUCAAGUUUCCAACCAUAUUUUUUUUCUCUUUUUCAAAAAGUUCGCAUAAUGCAUCUUGUUCUUCUUGCAUCAUCAAUACAUCAUCGCUCCGUCUGCUCCUUUCCGUGAUCUGUAUGGACAGUUAGCCAAGGUUCGUGUUUGGUGGUUGCCCGCAUUUGCCCGUUUGUCACUCCAAGCAUGAACUUCCCCAACUCGGACUUCGAUCCCGUGGAGUCGCCCAGUCCCCGUCUUCAGUAUCCCAACGAGGCAACUCUUCCUCGACUCUCUCGGCGCAAUUCCCAGCCAAGGCGCCUUCCAAGUCCCGUCCUAAACGGCCUGACUUCUCCUUCUCCAAGGCCUUCAGAGUCAGAGUCGUACGCUCCAGAUCGCAUUUUUGAUCCUCCAACCGUGGCACGAGCGUAUGGGCGCCCCGUCAUCAUUGAGGGCCCUUAUCGUCGUGUCCCCGAUAUUCCACCUCUGACACAGGCCCACCACCCUGGCUGGGAGCCAUCAGGGAACUCGGCCAUCAUGACUGACUUCCGGGACGAGCUUGCCAGGCUGGAUGGCGUGGUCACUCCUGGCGUUGAUAACACUCCGUUUAUUCAGUACGCCAUCGAGGCCCUCACCCGCGACCGGGACACCGGCUAUUCAGCCGUCCCAACCGCCAGCAGCGGAACCUCCGGUCCUUCCGCAUACGUGCCGGGAUUGCAGCAGCAGCAGCAGCAUCGGUACCAGCAGGUCGGCCGUGCAGAGCAACAUUUGCCCAACCCCGGUGCUUUACCCAGUCGCCCGCCGCUUGCUGAGAUUGCUGAGCCGCUAUUACGUCCUCAGCAACCACCCCGCCUGUUUGUUCCGAACGCCAGGGAAUCUGCCCACUCUCUCGCCGAGAGUCUCCUCAAGAGCGGCCAGCGCGGCGCCCAGCCCCAUGAAUGGAUGCCCGUUCAAAGAGAGGAGCUUCUCGCCAAGGUCGGUGAGUUAAGGGGCCCUGGGAUCCCGCCUCUCACCUUCAAGCCAUGGCCCUUACGCGCACCGGCGCUAUUUGCUUUCAUAACCGCGUGCACUCUGAUGAUUGCGGCGCUCAUGUUCUGCGCCAUCUACUCCCAUCUGCACAGCGGACUGUCAGGGUGGGAGAGUAUCCACGGAGGACGCUACUUCCUCUUCCGCAUGCUGCCUCAGCUGCUAGGCGCUGUCAUGCUUCUAUACGCUCAAUUCCUCGCGACAACCAUGCUUCGCAUCUUGCCUUUUGUUCGCCUAGCAUCCGAGUUGCGCCAGGAUCGCGAUGGUUCGCUUUUUCAGGAUCUCUACCCUUCUUUCCUCUUGCCCUCCUUGAUCGGGCCGUGGAAUGUCUGGGUUCCCAUUCUGGUAAUCUGGCUGAUGAAUCUCACCAUCCCGCUGCAGAGCUCGCUCUUCACUGUCAUAUUGGUCGACCAGACCUGGACUUGGGCGACUGUACAGGGCGUUGCCUGGACUCUGGUCGCGUUGUACUUGGCCCUCCUUGUGUCGACGGUUAUCGUUUGGCGCUAUUGGACCAACCUGGAGAGCACUGGCCUCAUCUGGGACCCCAGAUCGCUCGCAGACAUUGCAGCCCUCGUAUCUGAGACCAACACCGCCGACGACUACCGAGGCACUCAGCUUGCGCGGAGCAGGGAAGGAAUCCGAUUCGCUCUGCGCCGACGUGCAGGCGACAGAUUGGGCUACUGGACCUGGAAAGAUGGCAGGCCCGGCUUUUGGCACGCCCUCGGGAGCCCUAUGGACGAUGCGAAUCUCAUGCCCAUAUCCGAUUUGGCCGCCGGGCAGCGAAUGGAGCGGCAUGACGAGAAGAAGCACAGCGGCGUCACGAUAUCGGCAGCUGAUCGCGCUGGCUUGAUCGGUGGUUCGGCGGAUCUUGAUGUUGAAGCCGCCGCCCCUGGCGGCCUCUCGACCCAGGCCAGACACCGCUACCUCCCCUGGUGCCUGCGCACCAACCAGCUCCUAUGGUUUACCAUCACAGCUUUUGUUUUCCUCCUAGCCAUUUUUAUCGCCUCCUUCCAUCCGGCCACCCGCAUCACGGCAGGUUUCCUUCCGGGGCUCAGAGCAGAUCCGCAGCCAGGCGCUUUUUCCGCUGCCGAUUUCCUUUACAGCUUCAUCCCUUCUCUGCUGGGGAUGGUUGCCUUUCUCCUCUUCCAACCGCUCGACAUGCACUUGCGCGUUCUCCAGCCAUGGGCCUCCCUCUCCGAUCCCAAAGGCAGCCCCGCCGCCGUUUCCAUCUUGGCCGACUAUCCGGCCUGCGCUCCGGUACAGGUGACUGUCCGGGCGCUAAAGAACAGGCACUGGCGCGUUGCCGCCAUCUCGUGUCUCUCGACCCUCUUCGUCCUGAUUCCCGUUCUUGCCGGCGGCGUUUUCAUGGCUCUGACUACCGCCAGCCCAGUCGCGGGAACGCAGGAUCUCGAAGUCAGAAUGUUCCCGAACCGGCCGGGUUAUUACAUCCUUCUGGCCCUGCUCGUCCUCUACCUUGUUGCGCUGGCGUCCUUGUUCCCCGGCCGCCGCGCCAUGCGUAUGCCGCACGGCGUGACUUGCCUGGGCGAGAUUAUCGGGUUCCUGGUGGUCGGUGUUGCCGGUGCCGGGGAUGGAGGUCCCUGGGUUGGUGGUAAUGGUGCCGGAAGGGAUGAUGAAUAUGGCAAUGGGGACGGGGCUGGGUUCCUGAAGCGGUGCUUGGGGAGGGAGGAGAUGCUGAGGAGGCUGGGCGCAGGCGCGGACAUGGCGGUCGAGAUGCAGACCAGGUGGGUGUUCGGGUUUGGCGGGGAGCCCCCCGCCGCCGGCGAGGACGGCGCAGAGUUGGGGGUCAGGCGGGUCAGACGGUUUACCGAGAAGAGGAGGGUGAGGAAGAGCCAGAUCCGAAGGAGGGGGUUCGUCGGAUGGUAGCUGAGGAUUCUCGGGGCGAGGCACGGGUUUCAAGCCGAGUACAAGGCAAGCGGUGAUGAUGAUGAUGUGACGAGAGACAAAACGGAUGCCGACGACAAUCAGGAAUGGGUGGCUUUGUGUGUUUCUCUCUUUCUCUUUGCUUUUACAUGCAUGGCAACGGCGAACGCUUGCGGGGUUUUCACGGAGUUUCCGGCGCCAAUGGGGAUGGAAUGGGCAUCCUUGAUGACUCCAUAAUGGUUUCGAUGCUACAUGAGGCGUAAGGGCUACACAUUCAGAAUGGAUGGUAUUUGGAUGAUUCAAGGGAAACAUCUGGCUGCCCUUUCAGAGGGAAGAGAUUAUAGGAGAGCCAUCACAUACAUCGCCUGCCGUCACCAGCUACCAUGAUAGUCGCUUAUAACGAAUAAUGAUGUUGUUUUUUCGCGAUGUAUAUAGAUUGGCACUGUUUGUGAUUCAGCCUUCUUGGAUUGUCCGAUCCCUU
Messenger RNA from Canariomyces notabilis, 3612 nucleotides. RefSeq lists its product as uncharacterized. The transcript is spliced from 2 exons. Bases 432 to 3134 code for a protein of 900 amino acids. The record is from RefSeq and is a predicted model, not a curated record. NCBI's taxonomy places the organism in Eukaryota, Fungi, Ascomycota, Sordariomycetes, Sordariales, Chaetomiaceae.